AACUGCAUUUCUGUCGAUUCCGUUUUACUCUGGCUUUUCGCUUAGCCCCGCGCGCUUCUCUUCUUGCCCUCUUCCGACAAACAGACCGACACAUUUUUUGCGUUUUCUUCGUCCGUCACAGACAGACAGUCCAAGUCCAAAAUCGAAGGAAUCGGUCGGCCGUAGGAGUUGACGGUGCGUUCUUUCGCGAGUUCGUUGUUCUUUGUGUCGUCCACCCGCCGCGUCUGCGGCUGCAAAUGUUUUGUGUAUUUUUGUCGUCAUUACUUUCGGUUCGACGACCAUCUGAUUCGGUACGUGUAGGGUGCAAAAAGAUUCGAUUAGUUUGGUGUUUAGUGGUUGAACUGAGUGCGCAUUUUCGGCUGGUACUGGCAAGAAGUGGAUAAUCGUUGCGUGUGAGGUUUUCUGCACUCUGCGGGAAGUGCAAGCCGUGGAGAAGGGAAGGCAGGAACUUUUUUCGGUCACAUCCCACUGAUUCUUGACCACUGAGAAGAAUAGGUAGGCGCUAUUUCUGGAGCCGUCAAUCGAUUGCUGUCGAUCGAGGCGGAAGUGAAUUUCGCUUCGUGGAUUCGGAUUGGUUGCGAGGAAACGGCAGCGCCCGCAGUGACUGUCACGAAUAAUUUCGGGAAAAUCAAUGAAGACGGAAGACUAUGGGAAUGGAAAAUCGUAGGUUCUUCAAUCAGGAAGGCAAGGAGGCGAAGAAUUUCUACCAUCUGUCAGACGAUGGUGGCGAGGAGAGCGGCUGCAGCAGAAGUUACAUGAGAAAACCACCGGCCCACUUGAAGCCGCGCUCGCUGCAAAGCGCCUCGCAGAGCAAAUCGGUUGCUAAAUCGUCCGCUCCACGGGUGCGAUCCGCCUCGACGGGAAGAGACAAGAAGUCGGAACUACAAGCUCGGUACUGGGCAUUUCUUUUCGGAAAUCUUCAAAGAUCUGUGAAUGAAAUAUAUCAAACGGUCGAGUGCUAUGAAAAUUUGCCGUCAUGUCAGGAGGCGAUCCUGGUGCUCGAAAACUACAUUCGGGACUUCCGAGCGCUGGCCGAAUGGUUCAAGGUUUCCUGGGACUACGAAGCGACCCCGUUACCCCAGCGGCCUCAAUCGUUGGCCUGGGAAGUGCGCAAGAGCAAUCCCGUUCCUCGCGUUCGCAAACCAAUCUCCAGUCCAGGAAUGUCCGGAAAAUCCAGUCCCAGCUUUUCCGGUAAAAACAGUCCGAGUCACACCGGGGAAGAUGUGAACAAAUGCUCUCCGAAGAAGCACUUCAGUUCGACGGAGAGCCUCAGCACGAAGAAGUGCUGCGCCGGACUGGGAAAGAUUAUCGCUAAAGAUAUGUUGAAGCAGACUGCUAUGACAAGUGAAAGUGUGGUGCUGGAUGAGGUGCAGAAGCCAGGACUGCAAGCAGCAGGGGAGAGUGAUCAUCAGCAGAUCGCUUGCAGCAAUCUGGAGGCUUACGUACUUAAACUGGAUCAGUACACGCAGACUAAUUUGGACGAUGAAAAUCUCACGUUGGCAGAGUAUUUGGAAAAGUAUUGCAAGAAAGAGGAGAUUGUUGAUGAAAUUGUGAAGCAGGAUGAAGCUGUGGUGGAGAAAUCAGAAGAAAUUAAGCUGGUUGAAGCAGUGACUCAGCAGGAGGAUAAGAAAGUUCAGGAAUCUGUUAAAUCGAUGGAAAAAGCUCCGGAAGUUGCUGUCAAAAAGGUCGCCGCCCCAGUAACAAAGUAUGCAACUGUAGUGAACAGUGUUGCCAAACCUUCAUCGGUACGCCCAGUGGUUCCAGCUAACAAUCAGAGUAAAACUGUUCUACCAGCGAGGACGGUUGUUCUACCAUCGAAAACCGUUAGAACCACUGUGCCGAAUGUUCGCAAAUCGGCUACUCUAUCUAGUCUCACUCAGAGUCAAACCAAAACGGUGUCUCUCCCAGCGAAAAGCGCAACAAUUUCAAACAUUCAUUCCGCCGGUUCUGCAAAACCUGGUAUUCGUCCUGUGACCAACCCAGUACGUAGCAAAACCAUUCCAUCUAAUGUUUCCACUCGGCUCUCGGCGCGAUCCAAAACGAUGAUCGAAAUUAAUAACCGAAGGAACGACAGUAAGGUGGCUCCUUUCGCUUCAAAGCUGAGCUUUUCACGGAAAACCUCUAGGGAGGAUGUGGACAGUUCCAGUUCAACAUUGAAAGCCAGCACCGAUCGUCUGGGUUCUCGAAAUUCGGUAGUAGAAGCUUCAAAGAGUCGUGUCCAGAACGGACCAGUUACAAGUAGACGUUCCGAACCCAAGAGCCUCCCAUCGGAUGCUGCCUCCAGCAAUGACGGUUGGUACACGGUGAAAACGAAACGACGAUCUAGUCUUCAUUGGGCUACUAGGUUCAAUCAACCUAGCGGAUACGCAAGUCUACCAACGCUUGCUUUGUUGGAUGAGAAUGUCAAUGCCGAGGAACACGAGCACAAGGACUCUACGGACAACGUUAGUAAACUAUCAAAAGUGGAGUCAAAGGUGGCUAAACCGACUACUGUAUCAAAAGCAACGGCAAAGGUGACUUCAACUGCUAGCGCAAAGCCUACGAUUGCACCGGCUAAGCCGGUAUCAACGGUGUUGCCAAAGCGUCCAACAACAGCCCCGGCAGCACCCAAGAGAGUCGCUCCGAAUAACCCCCCUGCCCAAAACGCUCAGCCACCCAAACAACCAUCGAAUGGUCCGACAGUAAGUCGACAAAAAUCCGACCUUACCGGCUUGAAGCUGAAAACGUUACACAAAGAGUUCCUCCGGAACGAAAAAAUGAAAUCGUCCAAAUCUCCUCCGUCUUCGUCGUCUUUCAACGGAGACGAACCGAUCCCAACCAAACCAGAAGUGGAUGAACCGCCACCUUCACAGCAAGAGGACAUCACGUCACACCUGAACAAGGUCGACAUGAAUAUCCAAACCAACCUGGUAUCGCCGACGAUUCAGAAUCUAUACGAAAAGUGCCUCGGAACGGGAUCGGGAAUGGGAAUGGGAAUGAGCGAAGACGGUGGAGGAGAUGGUUCGACGACGGCAGGGAUGGCUAAGCAGCGGUUAACACGAUCGGAAAUAAAUUUGUCCAGUUGUGACGAGUUGGAGGAGAGGGAAGAUAUGGAAAGCGAUGAAGAUCAGCGGAAAUUGUUGGAGGAGCAGGAAAGUCUGGAGGCGCAGAUUCGGGAGCUGGAGAACACAGAAAUCGAUAUCGACACUGAAACGGACGAAACUGACUGUGAAGCUAUCAUUGAUUUAGAAGAUAACGAAAGCAACGCCGAAAGUUUGGAAACAAUUAACGUGAACGGAAUCGGUGGUGACGAGGAAAUGACCCUUGAAAUGCGCUACGAAGCAGUUUUAGCAGAAAUGACGUGGCUGGAACGUGCUCAAACGCUUGCCACUCUACAAGCCCUGGUGGCACGUCAUCCAGGCCGGGCUCAGCAAUUGCAUGCCAAGUUGUCGAGCCCCUCCCGACGAAGAUCGUUGCACGAGACGCUCAAAAAGUAUCAGGCCAAGCAAACACGGGCCCUGGAGAAACGUCAAGCGCUGCAGAAGGAGAAGGCGCAUAAAAUUCAACAACUGCUGACAAGAGUCGAAGACGUUAAAACUGCCAAACAGCAGCUCAUCGAAAAGAAGCGCAUGCGAAUGGAAGAACGACUGCAGCGGGCUGCAGAAAAUCGGUCUCAGUAUUUGAAGGAUAAAAUUAAGAAAGCUCACGACGAAGAGGAAAAACUCAAGGAAAUUGCUUUUAUCAAAAACAUAGAAGCUCAGAAUAAACGGCUGGAUUUCAUUGAGUCGUGCAAGGAACAGGAAGGUCGACUCCAAGAUCUAGAAACGGAAAGACAAAAGCGAGCAGAAGAGAAAGCUGCUAAAGAGGCUGCCGUCGAACGACGAAGGCAGGAAAUCGAACAGGAAAGGCAGAAGAAACUGCAAAUUAUGAGUGAAAAUCGUCGUGAAAGAGAAAAACGCGUUGGGAAGAUGCAGGAGCAAAAAGAGAGGCAACGUCAGGCUCUGGCUAGGGAAAAGGCUCGAGAUAGAGAGGAGAGGCUUCUUGCUCUGCAGGCACAGCAACAAGCCACUACGGAGGAGCUCCAAAGAAAAAUCAUUCAAAAACAGCAAGAAUCCGCCCGUCGUCACGAGGAACACAUCGAAGACAUCCGUCAGAGGGCAGUGGAGUUGACCAUACCGACCAGAAACUGUGACGAAACCAAUUCCAACAAACAGGAUACCGAUGACAAUCUCAGUGUUAGUGAUAAAGGAAAGGACGGUGGAAACGGUAAGGUCAACAAGAAGAAACUCAAGAAACUACGAUUAAGGAUGGCUCAAGCGGCUGAAGAGUACACUGCAGAACUGCAGCCACUUGCGCCGCAAAUUCGCAAACAAAGUCAAGUGCCUAAACUGUUGAACACAAUUGUGAAAGGUGGUGGACCGUUGGGAGUUGAACGACCGCUUGGCCAACUGUUGCGGCUAAUGGCAAAGGCAGAAGUCGUGGACUUCCAAUCGAUGUGGCUAUUGGAUGGUCUGAAAACAAUCUCCGACGUAAUCCAGCAGGGGAUGGAACCUAACUCGGAGAUUUCGAAACGGGCGGUAGUAAUAUCGGUCCAGCUGUACCGCAACGCAUGCUCUCUAUGUCCGCAAAUAUCGCGCCAUGCGAUACUCGGUAAUACCAUCACAGUAUUAUUAGAUGCUCUACUGAUCAGCUUGAAGACACCGGAGGAGAAGUGUCCUUUGUACCCAGUUGAGCUAUCCACCGAGCUAAUACUGGCCUGCACUGUGGCGCUGUCGCCGACAAACUCACUCAAGCAGACACACCCAAAGGUUGUGGAACGCCUUCCGGAUCUCAUAAGUUACACAGUAUCACUAGGUUUGCUAGAUACAAUAGUUAGGAAAUUCAUCAAAAUCCGAGAAUCGGUCGAGGCUCAACAAAGUUUGGUGCUAUCUCUGCUGGCUUCGCUGGGGCUAUUGACGAAGCUGGCAGAGCUAUGUCCAAAAGGUCCAGACAUUACGAAGUUCCUGGCGACGGUAAAAUCGACGGAACUGUUCGGAUCGGUCUCCCUGCUGUAUGCAGCUAUCGUUCCCAUUGGUGAAUGCAUUCCACCAAGAACGAUUUCGCUGGCGGCAGCUACCUUUAAUCUUCUGGUAACGUUGGCCAAUCUGGACAUUGUGACGUUUCAGGACGUACUAUCGGAGGAGAAUCUCUCGUUUAAGUUCCUGGACGUGGUCAGCAUUCUGUUGCAGUACUGCGUGCCGAAAUCGGAGGAGAAGGGUGAAACCCAGGCUGUGAUAAUCGACUUAAUAGCUACGUUAGGUUUCUUCUGUGCCAAUAAUAAAAUUAAUCAGAAUCUACUCACAUCGGACCAUUCAUCGGUGAUAAUCAAGAGCCUGACCAAGCUUCCCAAGCAGUUUGACAUGGUCAUCUAUCCGACGCUGGUUACCGUCAUCUACGAGAAUCCCGAAGCCAAAGCCGUGCUGAGCAAAGAUUUCGACAUCGCGUCCCUGGAGGAGUACAGCAAAUCGGAUCUGGCGAAAAAGAACCGGAUUGUCUCACUGCUGACCAAGGCGGAGUAAUUUCCUUCGGAGUUCGUUCAUCAUCCAUCUCGUGCGAUCACGUGUCGCAGCAGAAGUUGUUCCUUCGUUUUAGCAAGUGCACGCGUUGUGUUUCAGGUCAUAGUCACACCUAUAAAGGUCAUCGUUUGCACUAGUCACUUCCCCCACCCAGUUGUAGACCCCAGAAGAGGAACGACCGCACACUCAUCAGAAGCAAUAAAUAAUGAGAACGAAGCCGGAAUCAAUAAAAAUGCGACAUAAAAGCGCAGUGAUUAAAGUCAGCAAUAAUGUCGUAUUUAGCUGCAUUAACCGAGUGCAACCGCGACGCGCGCUGUCGACGGACCGCCGAGAUUGGUAUCGAUCUUGACGUUUGCACAAAAUUUACUGCCGCCUAAUGAGUUGAGCAUACUGCAUCGCUGUUGGACGCGUCUCGGCUCAAGUUGAUACUUAAUUGUCCGGAUGAUUUUUUUCUGUUUUGUUUUGAUGCUCAGCUAAUAUUAGUAGCUUCGCGUCAUAUUGUUUCAACCGUAGCCGUUUUGUACAGCUUUCUGUUUGUCUGAAGGUAUGAGCUGUGAAAUGUGCACUCACCGAUGCAUAAUUCAUUACACGUAUUUAAGUUAGCCAUUUACGGAGUACAUUGCACCGAAGAUUACUGAAGAGUCGAGAAAGUCGAUUCAUCAUUUGUGGUUUUCGAGAUUUUCAUUGCAAUUCUCUAGCAAAGAUUUGUUGUUGUGAGUGGAAAUAUCAUUCGAGGUUAUGCGU
This is a messenger RNA of Aedes albopictus (Asian tiger mosquito), 6278 nucleotides long. It is a transcript of the gene ssp3, whose product is annotated as S phase cyclin A-associated protein in the endoplasmic reticulum. Bases 648 to 5537 code for a protein of 1629 amino acids. NCBI's taxonomy places the organism in Eukaryota, Metazoa, Arthropoda, Insecta, Diptera, Culicidae. The record is from RefSeq and is a predicted model, not a curated record. The transcript has 15 exons.